Messenger RNA from Hypoxylon trugodes, 234 nucleotides. RefSeq lists its product as uncharacterized. The transcript has 2 exons. The record is from RefSeq and is a predicted model, not a curated record. Bases 1 to 234 code for a protein of 77 amino acids. NCBI's taxonomy places the organism in Eukaryota, Fungi, Ascomycota, Sordariomycetes, Xylariales, Hypoxylaceae.
AUGGACCCUAUAUCAGCUCUUAGUGUUGCUUCAGCUGUUAUCGCUUUUGUCGAUUUUUCGUGGAAAAUUGUUACUGGAGCAGCAGAAAUCUAUCGCUCCGUAGAAGGCACAACCAACGAGAACGCACGCCUCGAAGAUAUUGUACAGGAUCUUGAAACAAUCUCUAAACGAUUGAGCUCAAGUCCCCGGGAAGAGGAGAACGCCAUUGAGAACCCUGAAGAAUUCUUGGGCUAA